This is a messenger RNA of Struthio camelus australis, 1566 nucleotides long. The record is from RefSeq and is a predicted model, not a curated record. NCBI's taxonomy places the organism in Eukaryota, Metazoa, Chordata, Aves, Struthioniformes, Struthionidae.
GCAAUGCCAUCCCCGAUCCUGCUGCUUUGAACAGCUCGUAUUGCUGAUGGACAGCAACGUAAUAAAAGAUCUUACUGUUGGAAUAAAUAUACUGAUGAUUAUGAUGAUGAUGAGCCAAACUAAGGAGAGCUGAGCUACUAAAAAGGGGGAAAAAAUCUGUUAAGAUAGGUUAAAACUUUUUUCUGUUAAUACAGAAUUUCAGUGGGUCAAUUAGGAUUUCAAGGAAAUGAAACCUUUUUGAAAAAUGUUCAGCAGCAUCCAUGUUUAAUUAAGAACUGCAUGGAGGCCUUCCGAGACCAUAAAUGCCACUUCUGAUUUUUCUGCAUGUUCUAAAUAUUUUUUCCUAAAGCAAGUAAUACGUUGCUUAAGUUCUACCAAGAAAUGAGUGAAGAGAACACGUUGCAAAACCGUACAAAUCCGGUGGUUAUGACUGUGAAUGUAAAACAUGCGGCCAGAAAGACAAACAUCACGCAAAAUGCUGUAAUUUUUAUCUACAUAUUCAUUAUGAAAUACAGUCCAAUUAUUGAUGCAAAGGCCUUGCUCAAUUACAGUGAAACACAUUGUUCGUUUUCUUACUGUCCAAAACUAGAUUUGCAUACAAAACUUCUAUAAAUGGACAUUUUCAUCCAUGCUUUUUCUUAUUUUCUGCUGGUGUUCACUCAUUCACGUGAAGAAUUUGAAACUGCGGAAACUCUUCUGAAUUCAGAAGUACAUAUGCUUCUGGAGCAUCGGAAGCAACAGAAUGAAAGUGCAGAAGAUGAGCAGGAGCUCUCAGAAGUGUUCAUGAAAACUUUGAAUUACACAGCCCGCUUCAGCCGCUUCAAAAACCGUGAAACCAUUGCCAGUGUUCGCAGUUUGCUGCUCCAGAAAAAGCUCCAUAAAUUUGAAUUAGCAUGUUUGGCUAACCUGUGUCCUGAGACAGCUGAAGAAGCCAAAGCUUUGAUUCCUAGCCUGGAGGGCCGAUUUGAAGAUGAGGAGUUACAGCAGAUUCUCGACGAUAUUCAGACCAAACGCAGCUUCCAAUAUUAAGGCUAACGUUCAGCCCCUUUAUCUGAACAGAAAAGUCUGAGAACUUCGGUUGUUUCUUGGCCCGCUGGACCAAUCCAGCCACUCGCAGGCUGAGUAAGGGGAGUUGCGGAUGAAGAGUACUCCAGCUUGGUGUCAUACACAGAUGCGUUCAACCUGGAAAUCGGUUUAGUCCUUUUGCUUUGCUGCAUGUAUAAUAUUGGUAAAGACUCCUGUAUGGUGAGAACCAGAGAACCUGAAAUGUCCUUUCUCAGCGGCUCCUGUAUUUGUUUCUUCCACGUCCCUCUCCCUGAUUUGGGAAUCUUCAACAUGUUUCUGUUUUUUAGCAGAAGCGUAGAUGUGGCUUCUUUUUUUGUAAACUACUAAGAUAGAGAGGGAGAAAAUUCUUCUGACUGACGCUGUUGGAAGGCUUAGUGAUCGGAGAGUCAAGAUUAAUAUUUAUGGGUUUUUUUUAAUUGUUUGAGUGAGACAGUGGAUUUUCACCACUUCACUAAUUUUGUAUCAUUGUUUAGUAUAAAUUAAAAGAUGUUUCUAAUUAUG